AUGUGCUCAGCACCUAGAGAUGCAUUGGAGUUUUCAGAUUCAGACAGGGGCUUCUUGGAGCCCCAUCUGCCCCCACAAGAUAGCUCGGCAGCUCAGUCUGAUCUCCCCUUCACAACACUCACAUUCGCGACCUCGCUUGACUCUUCUCUUGCUCUUUCCCCUGGUACACGUACGGUGCUUUCAGGGCCCCAGUCCAAGGCAAUGACUCACUACCUACGAUCCCGUCAUGAUGGAAUUCUUAUCGGCGUUGGUACCGCAGUUGCAGACGACCCCGGUCUCAACUGUCGAAUCACAGGAGUUGGGGGUUAUGGCCAAGAUGGCCUCAAUGGCCAGCCUAGACCAGUUGUCAUUGAUCCAACUGCCCGAUGGAAUUUUUCAGAUGACAGUAAGCUGUUCCAACUUUGCAGAGAGGGCCGUGGCCGUGCCCCAUGGAUCAUCACUGCAGUUGGAAACCCGAGCGCCGAGAAGCAAUCAUUGCUGGAAAAGUAUGGCGGAAGAUUUAUCUCGGUUAAAAUGGUAAGAUUGCAUACCGGCCGACAUCAGAUCGACUGGCCUGAUUUGCUUGUCACUUUGAAAUCGAACGGCCUUGGGAGCGUGAUGAUAGAGGGUGGCGGCCAGGUCAUCAAAUCCCUUUUGAGCCCACUUUACAUGUCCUUGCUGGACAGUGUAAUUAUUACCAUUGCUCCCACGUGGCUGGGUGAAGGUGGCGUGGUCGUCUCCCCUGCUAGGCGCUUUGACGAGGAUGGAAAUGCCAUCUCCGCAGCAAGAUUGAAGAAUGUCAAAUGGUACCCAUUUGGCGAAGAUGUCGUUCUUUGCGGGCAGGUCAAGCUCUGUGACUGA
Messenger RNA from Penicillium digitatum Pd1, 840 nucleotides. Its product is annotated as RibD family protein. Gene Ontology annotation, molecular function: 5-amino-6-(5-phosphoribosylamino)uracil reductase activity. Gene Ontology annotation, biological process: riboflavin biosynthetic process. The record is from RefSeq and is a predicted model, not a curated record. Lineage: Eukaryota; Fungi; Ascomycota; Eurotiomycetes; Eurotiales; Aspergillaceae.